Molecule: messenger RNA, 2741 nt
Organism: Cucurbita pepo subsp. pepo (vegetable marrow)
Lineage: Eukaryota; Viridiplantae; Streptophyta; Magnoliopsida; Cucurbitales; Cucurbitaceae
Product: Tetratricopeptide repeat (TPR)-like superfamily protein
Molecular function (GO): protein binding
Source: RefSeq, a predicted model, not a curated record
AACUGAAGAAGUUCAGAACUCGUUAACCGUUGGCCAAGAAUGCGUGGCCUCCUCAUCCUCGGCUCCGCCUCCUCCUCCUCCUCUUCCUCCAGCUCCAUUGCCGGACGUUGCUCCCGCCGCCCUAGCCACUCCAAGGCCCUAAAAUCCUCGCUUUCCAACGUAUUUCCCACUGGAACGCACUCACCGUUUUCUUCUCGUCCUUCCACUAUCCAUUCCCGUUCUCCUCUUCUGUCCUCUGUCCAAUGGGACAUUGCCGGCGCCUCAUCCGGCGGGAAAACUUCUCUCCGUCAUUACGCUGACGUCGCAUCGAAACUUGCCGAGCGCGGGAAGCUUGACGAUUUUGCGAUGGUGGUGGAAAGUGUGGUCGUCGCUGGUGUUGAGCCCUCGCAAUUCGCUGCGGUGUUGGCUGUUGAGCUUGUGGCCAAGGGGAUUUCGCGGUGUCUUAGAGAAGGGAAUCUUUGGAAUGUCGUGCAGGUUUUGAGGAAGGUCGAGGAGCUUGGGAUUUCGGCUGUGGGACUAUGCGAUGAGUCGGCUGUAGAGUCGCUGAGGAGAGAAUGCCGUCGAAUUUCCAAGUCCGGAGACUUAGAGGAGCUCGUCGAAUUCAUGGAGGUUCUUUCCGGUUUUGGUUUCUCAAUCAAAGAAAUGAUGAAGCCGUCCGAAGUAAUAAAACUGUGUGUUGAUGCCCGUAAUCCAAAAAUGGCAAUUAGGUAUGCUAGCAUCUUACCACAAGCAGAUAUAUUGUUCUGUACAGUUAUAAAUGAAUUUGGCAAGAAAAGGGACUUGAAAUCUGCUUUCAUGGCAUAUACAGAAUCCAAGGCUCAUAUGAAUGGUCCUAAUAUGUAUAUCUACCGCUCAAUAAUUGAUGUCUGUGGUCUCUGUGGUGACUACAAGAAAUCGAGGAACAUCUAUCAUCAGGAUUUGCUCAGUCAGAAUGUCACCCCGAAUGUAUACGUUUUCAACAGUCUCAUGAAUGUAAACGCCCAUGAUUUGAACUACAUCUUUCAAUUGUACAAAAAUAUGCAGAAUCUUGGUGUACCAGCUGAUAUGGCCUCAUAUAAUAUCCUUCUCAAGGCCUGUUGCCUAGCAGGAAGAGUUGAUCUGGCACAGGACAUUUACAGGGAAGUAAAGCAUUUGGAAACAACAGGUGUGUUGAAGUUGGAUGUCUUCACCUACAGCACAAUUGUAAAGGUUUUUGCAGAUGCGAAAUUAUGGAAAAUGGCGCUCAGAGUCAAAGAAGACAUGCAAUCAGCUGGAGUAUCACCAAAUAUGGUGACCUGGUCUUCAUUGAUCAGUUCAUGUGCUAAUUCGGGUCUUGUUGAGUUGGCAAUCGAAUUGUUCGAAGAGAUGGUUUCAGCAGGAUGUGAACCUAAUACACAGUGUUGUAAUAUUCUUUUACAUGCUUGUGUCGAAGCUCGCCAGUUUGAUAGAGCUUUUCGUCUAUUUCGCUCCUGGAAGGAAAAGGAACUCUGGGAUAAUAUAGAGAGAAAAAACAGCACCGAUGACAAUUUGAAUGCUGAUCCAACAUCUCAACUGUGUAUUACUAAUAUGCCUAACGCUCAAUCUCAUGUACAUCAAAUCAAGUUUGCUGGGAAUUUUGCUUUCAAACCUACAAUUACAACCUAUAAUAUUCUAAUGAAAGCUUGUGGUACUGAUUAUUACCAUGCUAAAGCUUUGAUGGAGGAGAUGAAAAGUGUUGGCCUUACACCCAAUCACAUUAGCUGGUCAAUUUUGAUUGACAUAUGUGGAGGAUCUCGUGACGUGAAAAGUGCUGUGCAGAUCUUGACAACCAUGCGUAUGGCUGGAGUUGAUCCUGAUGUUGUUGCAUACACGACGGCUAUCAAGGUUUGCGUUGGAUGUAAAAACUGGAGGCUGGCAUUUUCAUUAUUUGAAGAAAUGAAAAGAUUUGAGAUACAGCCAAAUUUAGUGACCUACAGUACACUUCUGAGAGCCCGCAGUACUUAUGGCUCAUUACACGAAGUACAGCAAUGCCUUGCUAUUUACCAGGACAUGAGGAAAUCAGGGUUCAAAUCCGACGACCAUUAUCUCAAGGAGUUGAUUGCAGAAUGGUGUGAAGGAGUUCUACAGAAUAACAAUCAGCAGCAAGAGGAGGCGACAGCACCCUGUAAUAGAACCGACAUCGGGAAACCACGAUGUUUAAUUCUUGAAAAAGUUGCUGAGCAUCUGCAGAAGAGUUUUACCGAAAGCCUAGCGAUUGACCUGCAAGAGCUCACAAAGGUCGAAGCCCGUAUCGUCGUUCUCGCAGUUUUGCGAAUGAUCAAGGAGAAUUAUGCAUUAGGAGAAUCAGUAAAAGAUGAUAUAUUCAUCAUUUUAGGAGUGAGUAAAGUUGAACCAGAGUUAGUUGCACAAAACUUUGAAGUGCGAGAUGCAAUAACCAAACUCUUGCAAUACGAGUUGGGGCUUGAAGUUCUUCCGGCAGGACCUACAACUGCUCUUGAUGAAGUGGCUGGUUCAGAAAGCUCUAACAUGUCGCUUACAAAACUGAAUGGAAUUAUGGGAAGGAAUAAGUACACCACUAGGAAACCAGCAGCUGUACAGAGGCUUAAGGUUACAAAGAAAUCACUGAAAGACUGGCUGCAAAGAAAUAGGGAUAUAAUAGAAUAUCGGUGAUCAAUACCUAAGAAUGAUUCUUUUUGUUAAUGAUAUAAUGAUAAUGUGCUGUAUCUUGUAAUUACCUUUUAUGAAGUAAAGUCUAUAUAUGAUAAAAGGAAGUUGGGAAGAAA